CAAAAAACAGGAGUACGAAGCAACGUUGAGAUGGCAGCCCAGAUCGCUGAUCGCAGCAACACCGCGAUGAGCUUCAGCAAUGGAGAGAGUGCGCCUGAGCUGUCCAAGCUGGAGGCCACACGCCUGGCGCUGGCGCAGGAGCAGAAGAAACGCAUCGACGCCGCCGUGGCGCGAGUGACCGGCAAGAAGGAAGGCGGCAAGCGGAAGGGUCUGAGCUCGCUUGACACUGGCCACCUCAGCAAGAAGAGCAAGACGGUAGUGGAUGUGGCCAGCGAUCAGGUGGACAAGAAAAACUCGAUCGCACGAAGGAUGGUGGACAGGUUCUCUGCUAUGCCUGAGCCCGAACGCGAGGAGGAGGUUGACCAGCAGAAUAAACCCACGACGCGCUCUGUGUCAACACAGCAGUUUGUAGCUCGCUCCACGACAGUUGCCAGUCCGUUGGACAACGCCCUACGUGAGACGACGGAAAAAAUGGUGGAAGAGGAUGCACCUGCUCAGGCGAAAGAAGAGGAGGAAGAGAAAGAGGAAAAGAACGAUUGGGACGGACCCACCACCAAUUACCACGUAAAGCAGCUCGGUCUGGACGAUAAGGUGGACAUUUACGCGCCUGUAGUACAGCAGCAGCACGACGUACAGCGCGUGCGUGAACGUACAAAGUACAUGCCUAGUACCAGUGGCGAGAGCAUCAACACGCUCAAGGCGACGAGCGAUUCAGAAGCCGAUUCAGAUUUCGCACUGAAGGAUCCAAUUAGUCAGGAGAGCGAGGAAUCCGACGCCGUGUCUCUACCGGAGGUUGACGCGAGUGAGACUCAAGCGCUUGCUGAAGAGGCAGAAGAGUUUGAGAGGCAGACUGCCAUUCAGACGGCUGAGAUCCGUCGGACGUGGACCAAGCGUGUGUUUGUCUACACGCCUCUGUUCAUUGCGGCAAUUAUUGUACUAUUUUUUGCGCUCCUGUUUGCGAUCGACUGGUCGCAGGAGACAUUCCAGUUCUGCGAGAUUGAUGCAGAGAAGGCAGAGAGCUCUGAAGAGAUUUUCUCGUGCUCAUCGUUCGUGGAAACGCAGUCGUUGAUCAAGUCCACCCUUCGGGAGACUGUGGAGAAGGUGCAGGAAACAGUGCAGUCGUACUUCGAGUAAGCUGAAGCGUGGAUGUUCCUGUCUUUUGCCGCCGUGGAGCCAGCCGUCAAGGGAGUCCUGGAGCCGGCGGAC
Phytophthora infestans T30-4 is the source of this 1206-nucleotide messenger RNA. RefSeq lists its product as uncharacterized. NCBI's taxonomy places the organism in Eukaryota, Oomycota, Peronosporomycetes, Peronosporales, Peronosporaceae. The transcript is spliced from 4 exons. Bases 31 to 1134 code for a protein of 367 amino acids. The record is from RefSeq and is a predicted model, not a curated record.